Messenger RNA from Helicoverpa zea (corn earworm), 1596 nucleotides. RefSeq names its product phenylalanine--tRNA ligase alpha subunit (gene alpha-PheRS). Gene Ontology annotation, molecular function: phenylalanine-tRNA ligase activity; ATP binding; tRNA binding. The coding region runs from base 86 to 1561 and encodes 491 amino acids. The transcript has 6 exons. Lineage: Eukaryota; Metazoa; Arthropoda; Insecta; Lepidoptera; Noctuidae. Gene Ontology annotation, biological process: phenylalanyl-tRNA aminoacylation. Gene Ontology annotation, cellular component: cytosol; phenylalanine-tRNA ligase complex; cytoplasm. The record is from RefSeq and is a predicted model, not a curated record.
UGAUGACACUUACUUGACACUAUUUCGCCGAAAGUUGGUCCGUGGCUGCAUAACCUCACCAUAAAAUCUAAAUUAAAUAAACAAAAUGGAAUUAAACGAAAGAAUUCUUCACUACUUAGAGAAGACUGAUAAAGUAGAUACUUUAAAGUUAGCUAGUGAAUUCAAUGAAGACCAUCAAAAAGUUGUGGGUGCUGUAAAGAGUUUGGAAGCUCUUGAAAUGGUGGUGUCUGAAACUACGAAGAGUACGCGGUGGGAGUUAACUGGGGAAGGCGAACUGGUGGCUGAUAAAGGCAGUCAUGAAGCUGUGUUGUACAAUAGCAUCCCGGAAAAUGGUAUACCUCAGGCUGAAGUUAUGAAGACUGUACCAAACGCUAAAGUUGGCUUCAGCAAAGCUAUGUCCUCUGGCUGGAUACUUAUAGACAAAUCUGGGGGAGCACCACUUGUCAAGCGUAAAGUACAAAGCAUCACCGACACUGUGCAGGAACACUUGAUCGAAAUCAAAAAAGGCAUAGACAAUAUUCCUGAUAAUGUCAGAAAUGAUUACAAGAAACGCAAGCUGCUGCAAGAAGUUACUAUCAAGAGUUUCCUGUUAUCAAAAGGACCGCAGUUUGCAACAACUAUUAAAAAAUUGGAGACAGAUUUGACAAGUGAAAUGCUGUUGACUGGUGCUUGGAAAACUUUGCAGUUCAAGCCAUACAACUUUGAUGCUUUGGGCCAGCCCCCAGAAUGUGGCCACCUUCACCCUCUACUGAAGGUCCGUUCUGAAUUCCGAGAGAUCUUCUUAGAAAUGGGUUUCAAUGAAAUGCCAACAAACCAAUACAUUGAAAGCUCCUUCUGGAACUUUGAUGCACUCUUCCAACCACAGCAGCAUCCGGCAAGAGACGCUCAUGAUACAUUCUUCAUGUCCUCACCGACAAGCACUACAGAAUUCCCAAUGGAAUAUUUGGAAAGGGUCAAGAAAGUUCAUAGUGAGGGUGGUUAUGGAUCCCAGGGCUACAGAUACGACUGGAAGAUCGAGGAAGCACAAAAGAACUUGCUUCGUACCCACACCACCGCCGUCAGUGCGCGCAUGCUCUACAAGUUGGCGCAGCAGAAAGAAUUCACUCCUCAGAAGUACUUCAGCAUUGAUAAGGUGUUCCGCAACGAGACCCUAGAUGCCACACAUCUAGCUGAGUUCCACCAGGUGGAAGGAGUGAUUGCGGACCGAGGCCUCGGCUUAGCAGACCUCAUCAGUGUCCUGGAUGCCUUCUUCAAACGACUGGGCUUCGAUAGGCUGCAGUUCAAGCCAGCAUACAACCCUUAUACCGAACCCAGUAUGGAGAUAUUCGCUUAUCAUACUGGCCUUGGAAAAUGGAUCGAAAUCGGCAACUCCGGCGUGUUCCGACCAGAAAUGUUAUUACCUAUGGGUCUUCCCGAGGACGUUAAUGUUAUCGCCUGGGGUCUCUCGUUAGAACGACCGACUAUGAUCAAAUAUGGUCUAAACAACAUUAGGGAUCUAGUGGGCCCUAAAGUAGACCUACAAAUGGUACAGAACAACCCUAUAUGUAGGCUUGAUAAAUAAAUAUUUAUUUGCAUUUAAUAAAAUUAUUACCAAAA